AAUGGUCUUUUCGGAAUUUCUUGGAGCAAUAUCAUUUUUGCAUCCGCAAUUUGACGAUGAUUUUGUGGACCGUUUUCAUUACUAUUAUACGAGUACUUUUUUGAUUCUCACUUCUGUGCUUAUCAGUAUUAAAAUGUUUGGUGGUCGUCCUAUUGAAUGUUGGGUUCCUGCUGAAUACAAAGGUGGAUGGGAAGAUUAUACAGAAAUGUUUUGCUGGGCUCGAAAUACUUAUUGGAUACCAUUCGAUCAGGAAAUUCCGGAUAAUCUCGAGACUAGAGAUACGCGACAAGUUUCAUACUAUCAAUGGACACCGUUUUUUCUAAUCAUUUCGGCUUUCUUCUUCUAUUUACCAUGCUUAUUAUGGCGAGUACUUUAUUCAAAAUCAGUGAAACGGCGAGCAAAUAUUAACGGUUUAUCGGUUCAUUUAUCGUCGAUUCUGAAACAUCGCUUUCAGUUUGGUGUUAAUCAUCCGUAUCAUUAUCGCAUCUUAAAAUUAUUCAAUCUACAAUAUUACGAAGCGUAUUUAGCAGUACUCUAUAUAAUGAUUAAAAUUUUCUAUUUAUGCAAUGUUAUUGGACAGAAAAAUUUUUAUGGAAUCGAUGUGAUACGUGAUUUGAUAAAUGGAAAGCCUUGGACGGAAUCGGGAAAUUUUCCUCGAAUAACGCUUUGUGACUUAAAUAUUCGAAUAUUAGGAAAUAUUCAAAGACAUACCGUCCAGUGUGUACUUGUCAUUAAUAUUUUCACUGAAAAGGCAUAA
Messenger RNA from Dracunculus medinensis (Guinea worm), 757 nucleotides. NCBI's taxonomy places the organism in Eukaryota, Metazoa, Nematoda, Chromadorea, Rhabditida, Dracunculidae. The record is from the annotation of a GenBank genome assembly.